AUGGCAUCGGAACUCUCUCAAAGAAGCCCAGCUACCCCCUCCAAGCACCGCAAGGGAUCCGGCUCCAGCGCAGCCUCCCAUAAGCCUCAGCUCUCCUCCCCCGUCUCGAAGAAAUCUCACAACUCCCCACAAACCGUCGUCCACAACGAUGACCAGAUCCCCUCCACGCCCUCGCCCAAGUCCAAGAAACGCACCUCCGCCCGGUCCGAACAGCGUAUGCCUUCCUCCCCCUCGAGCCAUGCUAAAGGCACCGGCUCUGGUACCGCCACACCCCUCGGAAAGGCCUCCGGUCUUGCUCAGAAGGCAGCCAGCCAGGUCACAGAUGCCGUACCUUUCGACCUGUCCGCACUCAAGGGUCUCGAGGUCGGCGAAAAUGGUAAUAUCCUAGGCAAGGAUGGGAACCCCCUCGGCCGUGUGGUCGAGGGUGAGGCCGAAGAUCUUAUCGGUCAGACCGUCGGUGACGACGGGGAGAUUCUCGACGAGGACGGCGAUCUCAUCGGCCGGGUCGAGGUGAUCCCCGAGGCGGUCGAGAAGGCUGGCAAAGAUGUUUCCGAUCAGGUGGAUGAAGCGAAGGACUCCGUCACGGACCUGGCGGAUCUGGAGGGGCUGCCCGUCUCCGAGGGUGGUGUCAUCCGGAACCAGGCAGGCCAGAUCGUUGGCCGGAUUGUUGAAGGCGAUCCGCAAGACCUGAUCGGGUUCACCCUCAAUGAUGAAGGGGAGAUUCUCGAUGAGGAGGGAGAUCCCAUCGAUGCAGUUGAUGGUGUCAAAGAUACUGCUGAAGAUGCAGUUGAUGACGCUCAAGACACUACCGGAGACGCAGUUGAUGGUGUCAAAGAUUCUGCUGGAGACGCGGUCGAUGAUGUUGAAGACACUACUGGAGACGCGGUCGACGGUGUCGAGGAUACGGCUGGAGAUGUGGCUGAAGGUGCUCAAGAUGCCGUCAACAAACUUGAGCCCGACUUCUCGAUCCUCGACGGAAAGAAGAUCAACAAGAAAGGCAAGAUCCUGGAUGAGGAAGGUGAAGUAAUCGGACAGAUUGCCGAAGGUGCCGACUUGAAGUCUUUGGUUGGCAAAAAGCCCAACGCCGAGGGCAAAGUUCUCGACAAGAAAGGCAACGAAUUGGGAAUGGUCGAAAUCGUCGAUGAAGCAAAAGAUACAGUGGAUGAUGCUGUUGAUGAGGCUGGGGACCAAGUCGAUGAAGCAAAGGACACAGUGGAUGAUGCUGUGGACGAGGCUGAAGAUCAAGUCGACGAGACCAAAGACAACACUGAAGACUACGUCGAUGCCGCUGAACAUGCCCUGCCUGAACCCUUGACCGUGAAAGAGGUCAAUGACGAAGGCGAAGUCAUCGACGAAGACAACAAUGUGAUCGGCAAGGUUGACAGCGGUGAUGCAGAGGAUUUUGUCGGCAAGGAAAUUAACGAACGCGGUCUCGUCUUGGAUGAUGAUGGCAACAUCAUUGGCAAGGUCGAACUAUCUGAAGAGCUUGGAAAGGCUGAUGACGCCAUUGACGACGUUGCCGAUACCGCGGUUGAUGAUGCCGCUGAUGCUGCCGCUACUGCUGAUGUCGACGAUGUGGCUGACGAUGCCGCUGAUGCUGCCAAUGACGCUGGCGAAGCAGCAGAGGAUGCUGCCGAAGAAGUAGGCGACAAGUUGCCUCCCCUCUCUAUCUUGGAAGGGUUGAAGUGCAACAAGGCCGGCAAGAUUGUUGAUGCCUCCGGAAAACCUGUCGGAGAACUCAUCGAAGGCGACGCGAAGAAGAUCACCAAGGCCGGAGCUAAACUUGACGACAAGGGUCAGUUCUGGGAUAGCCGCGGUAAUGUUAUUGGAAAAGCCCAGACUAUUCCCGUGGAGGAUGAUGAGGAGGAAGCUCCUUUCGCUGGCCUCGAUGGCCUUAUCGUCGUGAAGGACGGUUGGGUCGAAGACGAGAAUGAGAAUCGCGUCGGACAGAUUGUCGAAGGAGACGCCAAAAAGCUUGUUGGUCGCGCUGUGGACGAAGAUGGCGACAUUUUGGACAAGCGUGGUAAUGUUGUUGGCCGUGCUGAACGGUGGGAAGCUGUUGAAGAGGAGCCUGAGCCCGAGGCCGAGCCCGAGAAGAUCGACCUCUCAAGCCUGAGCGGACUGAGCCCCAACAAGCUUGGCUUUGUGAUUGGAUCAAGCGGCGUUCCAAUUGCUCGCGUCGUCGAGGGUAAUGUGAAGGAACUCGCCGGCAAGAAAAUUGACUCCGACGGCCAGCUUUGGAAUGAUGCCGGCAAGGUCAUCGGACGUGUUGAGUUGAUCCCCGAGGACGAACGCGAGACCAAGCCAGAAGGUCCUUUCGCCGGUAUGGACGGACUUAUUGUCAACAAGGAUGGAUUUGUUGAGGAUGAAGACGGCAAUGUCGUUGGCCAGGUCACCGAGGGCGACGCCCGGAAACUCCGCGGCCGCAUGGUCGAUGAAGACGGCGACAUUAUUGACAAAUACGGCAACGUCAAGGGCCACGCAGAGCCGUAUGAACCACCUGAAGAGGAGGAAGAGCAGCCGGAAGACCUCUCUGCGCUUGAAGGCAAGAUCGUCAACAAGGCCGGCAACGUCGUCGAUGCUCAUGGCGCUGUCUUUGGUCGUAUUGCUUCCGGUGACCCCAAAAAGCUUGCGGGUAGAAAGGUCGACGGCCAGGGCCAGAUCUGGGGUGACAACGGUAAAGUCAUUGGAAGAGCUGAGCUCACCCCAGGGGCCGAGCAGGACAAGCCUGAGGGGGCUUUCUAUGGGUUUGACAAUGCCGUGGUUGCCAAGGACGGCACAGUCACUGACGCUACUGGGCGAAUCAUUGGCCGUGUGAUUGAAGGAGAUGCCAAGCGCCUCCUAGGCCGCAAGGUGGAUGAGGAUGGCGAUAUCUUGGACAAGAACGGCAACACGAUCGGUAAAGCGGAGCGUUGGGAGCCCGAGGAGAAGAAGCGCAGCAUCAAUCCCAUGUCUGGCCGCAAAGUCAACCGGGAGGGCGAAGUGCGCGACGCAGAUGGCGAGCUCAUUGGCAAGCUGACCUCGGGUGACUUGAAGACUCUCAUCGGAAAGGAAAUCGACGACAACGGGUACGUGGUCGACAAUGACGGCAACAAGAUCGGCGAGUGCACGCUUCUUGAGAAUAUCCCAGAACCCGAACCCGAGCCCGAAGAGCCUGAAGAGGAAGAGACUGGUCCAUCGGCCGAAGAGCUGGAAGCACAGAAGAAGGUCGAGCAGGACCGGGAUCUGGCGAAGAAGAUGUGCGGCAUCAUCAGUCAAACUCUGGAGAGCAUCCGCCCCGUGUGCAACAUGAUCAACGAGAAGCUCGAAAAGGCAGAGCGCACCCCGAAAGACGAAUUGGACGAGGAAAAACUGGUCAAGGACGUCAAGCCUCUGAUUGAGGAAGGCGGCCGCAUGCUUCAGGAGUGCAAUGGUGCUAUCCGCGCUCUCGACCCUACCGGUCAGAUCGCCGCCACGGCCAAGGCUCGUGCUGCUUCACACGAUGCGUCGCCCGAAGAGUACCGUCUGGCAGACAUGAUCAAGGAGUUGACGGAGACUGUCGUCAAGACCAUUGACAAUGGCCGCAAACGUAUCGCCGACAUGCCCCACGCGAAGAAGAAGCUCAACCCACUCUGGUCCUUGCUCAGCGAGCCUCUCUUCCAGAUCAUCGCUGCCGUUGGCCUCCUUUUGACCGGUGUCCUGGGCCUGGUCAGUCGUCUGCUUGACGGCCUCGGUCUCGGUGGUCUCGUCCGGGGUCUUCUUGGUGGCCUGGGUCUAGACAAGCUGCUCGGUGGAUUAGGCCUCUCAUCCAUCACAGACGCUCUGGGCUUGACUGGGAAGAAAAAGUGA
Messenger RNA from Penicilliopsis zonata CBS 506.65, 3828 nucleotides. RefSeq lists its product as hypothetical. Lineage: Eukaryota; Fungi; Ascomycota; Eurotiomycetes; Eurotiales; Aspergillaceae. The coding region runs from base 1 to 3828 and encodes 1275 amino acids. The record is from RefSeq and is a predicted model, not a curated record. The transcript has 3 exons.